AUGUCUGGAUUCGGAACUCUCGCAGUGCACGCUGGUGCCCCCCACGACAAGACCACCGGAGCUGUCAUCCCCGCCAUCUCUCUGUCCACCACCUUUGCCCAGAGCGCCGCCGCUAAGCCCGUGGGCGAGUACGAGUACUCGCGAUCGGCCAACCCCAACCGUGACGGCUUCGAGCAGGCCAUUGCUGCUCUGGAGAAGGGCAAGUACGGCCUGGCGUUCUCGUCUGGCUCUGCUGCCACAGCCACCAUUCUGCAGUCUCUGGCUCAGGGCUCCCACGUGGUGUCCAUUGGCGACGUGUACGGAGGCACUCACCGAUACUUCUCCAAGGUGGCCAAUGCUCACGGAGUCGAAACCACCUUCUCCAACGCCGUGGAGGACGAGCUGGCCUCUCUGAUCCGGCCCGAGACCCGUCUGGUCUGGAUCGAGUCUCCUUCCAACCCCACCCUCACCGUCACCGACAUUGCCAAGGUCGCCGGCAUCGUCAAGCAGGCCAACGAGGGCCGAUCCGCCGACGAGCAGGUCUUCCUGGUUGUCGACAACACCUUCAUGUCUCCUUACGUCCAGAACCCCCUGACUCUGGGCGCUGACAUUGUGGUCCACUCUGUCACCAAGUACAUCAACGGCCACUCCGACGUGGUCAUGGGUGUUGCUGCCACCAACUCCGACGCCAUCCACGAGAAGCUGCGGUUCCUGCAGAACGCCAUUGGUGCUGUUCCCUCUCCCUUCGACUCGUGGCUCGCCCACCGAGGUGUCAAGACUCUCCACAUCCGAGUCGGAACCGCCUCCAACAACGCCCAGGCCAUUGCCGAGUUCCUGGAGAAGUCUCCUCUCGUCGAGGCCGUCAACUACCCUGGCCUCGAGUCCAACCCCCGACGAGAGGUUGUAAAGCGACAGCACCGAAACGGUCUUGGCGGAGGCAUGAUCUCCUUCCGAAUCAAGGGAGGAGCCGAGUCUGCCAACAAGUUCUGCCAGAACACCAAGAUCUUCACUCUGGCCGAGUCUCUGGGAGGCAUUGAGUCUCUGUGCGAGGUCCCCGCCGCCAUGACCCACGCCGGCAUCGACGUCAAGGCCCGAGAGGCCUCCGGUGUCUUUGACAACCUCGUCCGACUGUCUGUUGGAAUCGAGGACAAGGAGGAUCUGCUCAAGGAUGUUGAGCAGGCUCUUCAGUCUGCCGCUUCUCAGUAA
This is a messenger RNA of Yarrowia lipolytica CLIB122, 1185 nucleotides long. RefSeq lists its product as uncharacterized. The record is from RefSeq and is a predicted model, not a curated record. Gene Ontology annotation, molecular function: carbon-sulfur lyase activity; pyridoxal phosphate binding. Gene Ontology annotation, cellular component: cytoplasm. NCBI's taxonomy places the organism in Eukaryota, Fungi, Ascomycota, Dipodascomycetes, Dipodascales. Gene Ontology annotation, biological process: transsulfuration.